CCCUAGGCUACUUCCGGCGUGAGGCCCAGAUAUGCUUAAACCUUUCUGCCUCGGGGCGGGCUUUGAGAAGGGACCGUUUCCGGCGCAGGAGGAGGUUGGCUGACUGGAAAGCGCGGGGCAGGUGUUUGCCAUGGCGGCGGCCGUUAUCGUCGCGAGACACCUCAGAGCCUCUUUGUUAGAGACGCGAGUCCUCUGCGGGGCUACAGGAACGACAGUUGGCUUGCGGCGCCAAGGUCUUUCGGGGCCAGGAGGCGGCGGAAGCGAGGUUCCUUCCAGGAAGGCGGAAUCCUUUGCAUCCAUGUUGAGGCGCUCUCCUUUAAUUCAGAUGGGACCUUGCAAAGACAAAAUUGCCAUUGGAGAAAUUUUCCACAUCACAGAAGAUGAUCUGUAUAUAGAUUUUGGUGGCAAAUUUCAUUGUGUAUGCAAGCGACCAGAAGUAGAUGCCGAGAAAUAUCAGAAGGGAUCCAAAGUCCGGCUGAGACUUACUGACCUUGAACUUUCAUCUAGAUUCUUGGGAGCCAAAACAGACACAACUUUACUGGAAGCUGAUGCAGUACUCUUGGGACUUGUGGAAAGCAAAGAAAAUAGACAAAAAUAGCAAAUGCUAUUUCCCCUCCCAAAAACCCUCAAUAUAGAUUCACUCCUGACUACAUUUUAGCAAAUCUAGGUAGUUGUUUGAUUUGUGCAGCACUUUCAGUUUUUUUUGUGAUGGCUUGGCUAAGCAAUAAAGAUUUGAAUUGAAUUAAAA
Molecule: messenger RNA, 748 nt
Organism: Podarcis raffonei (Aeolian wall lizard)
Lineage: Eukaryota; Metazoa; Chordata; Lepidosauria; Squamata; Lacertidae
Gene: MRPS28
Product: mitochondrial ribosomal protein S28
Exons: 3
Coding region: 131-598 (155 amino acids)
Cellular component (GO): mitochondrial small ribosomal subunit
Source: RefSeq, a predicted model, not a curated record